AUGGCCAAGGAUUUAAUGCUCACCGUCCUCAAAUCUGGCAAAACUGCUAAAGAGCUUUGGGAUCAUCUUAAGAAACUCUUUCAAGACAACAAAGGUAACCGCGCUGCGACUCUUGAACGUAAGUUUGUCAAUCUUAAGUUUAUUGAUUGCAAUAGUAUUGAUGAUUACUGCGAUAAGCUAAAAUCCCUGUCCGAUCGAUUACUUGAUCUUGACUUUCCCAUGGAUGACAAACGCCUUGUGAUCCAACUUGUCAACGGCCUUCCGGAGGAAUACAACACGGUAGCCUCUUUUAUCCAACAAUCAAUGCCGACGUUUGAUGCCGCUCGAUCCCAGCUGCGUACCGAAGAGAUUCGACGCUCCCAACAGCAAUCACAGUCUGCACCUAUGGCUCUUGCAGCGGCAGCUCCAACCACAGAUCGCAACAACCAGCGCUCACAGCGUGGUGGUCAUGCCAGACGUGGUGGUCAUC
Messenger RNA from Papaver somniferum (opium poppy), 469 nucleotides. RefSeq lists its product as uncharacterized. The record is from RefSeq and is a predicted model, not a curated record. Lineage: Eukaryota; Viridiplantae; Streptophyta; Magnoliopsida; Ranunculales; Papaveraceae. The transcript has a single exon. The annotation marks the transcript as partial.